AUGGCUGAACCAAGCGGCAAACGAUUGAAGACCAACCUGCCUAACUGUAAAACUCACCGAGCAUUUCUCGGGAGCAGGGUGAAACAGAAUCUCCCAGCGGUCGUUGAGGAGAGUUUGUGCGGAGUAUCGACAUUGCUUAUGGAGGUCGCUUACAGACUUGAUGCACUGGUAAGGGCGACCCGACCAUUCAGCAAUAGGCUGUAAGUGCAAGUUACUUGUUUACAAAAUUCUCUCAGGGAAAAUUGGAUGUGUUACAAAUAAACGCUUUUCAUGAAAUGUAAUGCAUUGAUUAUAGAACAAUGAAUAGCCUAAAUCACUACAGGAAAUAUGUUUUCCUUAUCGAUAUGAGGUUCACCCAUCUGUCAUAGAUUUGGCUGUCAUUCUACAACAUUGCAUAACCUUCUAGUGUGUAGGCUACAAACGAUGAAUUCUACAAGUCUUUCUCUUAUCAUUGCCUUACUUAUUUGAUGAGUUGAUUCAAUUUACCAAGCAGCCUAUGUUAAACACAAUAUACAUAAAGUUGUAUGCCACCCAAUACAGUACGUGGAUCACUCUCACUGGAGUUACUCUGUAUGAUUGACUCUUCCAGGCCAAGAUAUUUGAGCAGGAUGACAUUGCCUUGCCAAGAGUGGCAGCGUUCUUCCAUGAGCACUCUGUGAAUGAGCAGGCACAGGCUGAGGCCAUGCUGGACUACCUGUCAGACAGAGGGGGACAGUACUGCAGUAAAGACAUCCAGGUAAAGUUGCCAACUCAUAGAAAUAGAAUGAACCUCCAGUACACCCAUUAUAGCAUAAUUGACCCGAAUGGAGACGCCCAUUCUACUCAUUCUACUCAUUCUAAUUCUGUGUGCCCACUGCCAGGGGAGAGGGGAUGGGUUCCUAACUCCAGGCACUAAAGCAGGGUUUAUACUAGUUACACCAGCCACAAAGUCAAAAUUAAAUCGAAAACAGAAAUGUGCUUUUUGGUCUCAAUUUAAGGUUAGGCAUAAGGUUAGCAGUGUGGUUACGGUAAGAAUCAGAUUUUAAGACGAAAAAUAGUAGAAAUAGUCAGGGUUCAUGACUUUGUGGCUGUGGUAACUAGUGACGACCCCUAAAGCAGGGCAUCAAAUCAAAUCAAAUUAUAUUUGCCACAUGCGCCGAAUACAACAAGUGUAGACAUUACCGUGAAAUGCUUACUUACUGCCCUUAACCAACAAUGCAUUUAUUUCUUAAUUAAAAAUUAAAAUAAAACAACAACAACAAAAAAGUGUUGAGAAAAAAAGAGCAGAAGUAAAAUAAAAUAACAGUAGGGAGGCUAUAUACAGGGGGGUACCGGUGCAGAGUCAAUGUGCGGGGGCACCGGCUAGUUGAGGUAGUUGAGGUAAUAUGUACAUGUGGGUAGAGUUAAAGUGACUAUGCAUAAAUAAAUAACAGAGUAGCAGCAGCGUAAAAAGAUGGGGUGGGGGUGCAAAUAGUCCGGGUAGCCAUGAUUAGCUGUUCAGGAGUCUUUUGGCUUGGGGGUAGAAGCUGUUGAGAAGCCUUUUGGACCUAGACUUGGCGCUCCGGUACCGCUUGCAGUGCGGUAGCAGAGAGAACAGUCUAUGACUAGGGUGGCUGGAGUCUUUGACAAUUUUGAGGGCCUUCCUCUGACACCGCCUGGUAUAGAGGUCCUGGAUGGCAGGAAGCUUGGCCCCAGUGAUGUACUGGGCCGUACGCACUACCCUCUGUAGUGCCUUGCGGUCGGAGGCCAAGCAGUUGCCAUACCAGGCGGUGAUGCAACCAGUCAGGAUUAUCCUUGAUGGUGCAGCUGUAUAACUUUUUGAGGAUCUGAGGACCCAUGCCAAAUCUUUUCAGUCUCCUGAGGGGGAAUAGGCUUUGUUGUGCCCUCGUCACGACUGUCUUGGUGUGUUUGGACCAUGAUAGUUCGUUGGUGAUGUGGACACCAAGGAACUUGAAGCUCUCAACCUGUUCCACUACAGCCCCGUCGAUGAGAAUGGGGGCGUGCUCAGUCCUCUUUUUUUUCCUGUAGUCCACAAUCAUGUCCUUUGUCUUGGUCACGUUGAGGGAGAGGUUGUUAUCCUGGCACCACACGGCCAGGUCUCUGACCUCCUCCCUAUAGGCUGUCUCAUCGUUGUCGGUGAUCAGGUCUACCACUGUUGUGUCGUCGGCAAACUUAAUGAUGGUGUUGGAGACGUGCCUGGCCAUGCAGUCAUGGGUGAACAGGGAGUACAGGAGGGGACUGAGCACACACCCCUGAGGGGCCCCCGUGUUGAGGAUCAGAGUGGCAGAUGUGUUGUUAACUACCCUUACCACCUGGGGGUGGCCCGUCAGGAAGUCCAGGAUCCAGUUGCAGAGGGAGGUGUUUAGUCCCAGGAUCCUUAGCUUAGUGAUGAGCUUUGAGGGCACUAUGGUGUUGAACGCUGAGCUGUAGUCAAUGAAUAGCAUUCUCACAUAGGUGUUCCUCUUGUCCAGGUGGGAAAGGGCAGUGUGGAGUGCAAUCGAGAUUGCAUCAUCUGUGGAUCUGUUGGGGCGGUAUGCAAAUUGGAGUGGGUCUAGGUUUUUUGGAAUAAUGGUGUUGAUAUGAGCCAUGACCAGCCUUUCAAAGCACUUCAUGGCUACAGACGUCAGUGCUACGGGUCGGUAGUCAUUUAGGCAAGUUAUCUUAGUGUUAUUGGGCACAGGGACUAUGGUGGUCUGCUUGAAACAUGUUGGUAUUACAGACUCAGUCAGGGACAUGUUGAAAAUGUCGGUGAAGACACUUGCCAGUUGGUCAGCACAUGCUCGGAGUACACAUCCUGGUAAUCCGUCUGGCCCUGCGGCCUUGUGAAUGUUGACCUGCUUAAAAGUCUUACUCACAUCGGCUACGGAGAGCGUGAUCACAUAGUCAUCCGGAACAGCUGGUGCUCUCAUGCAUGCUUCAGUGUUGCUUGCCUCGAAGAGAGCAUAGAAGUGGUUUAGCUCGUCUGGUAGGCUUGUGUCACUGGGCAGCUCGCGGCUGUGCUUCCCUUUGUAGUCUGUAAUAGUUUUCAAGCUCUGCCACAUCCGACGAGCGUCAGAGCCGGUGUAGUACGACUCAAUCUUAGUCCUGUAUUGACUCUUUGCCUGUUUGAUGGUUCGUCGGAGGGCAUAGCGAGAUUUCUUACACUAUAAGCGUCCGGGUUAGAGUCCCGCUCCUUGAAAGCGGCAGCUCUACCCUUUAGCUCAGUGCGGAUGUUGCCUGUAAUCCAUGGCUUCUGGUUGGGGUAUGUACGUACGGUCACUGUGGGGACAUGCAUGCUGCCUAAUAGUAGGCAUUUUGUGUAUCCGAAAAUAUGUUUUAUAGUAUUUGAAAUUUCGAGAAUGAAGUAUGCUUUAAAUGCCAGGAUGUCAUACUAAUUUCGGCAUUUCAUCUAGUAGAAUUCGCUGCACACUAUUGAGGAAGAGAGUCUUCUUCAGAUCCACGUGUGUUGGACAACAACUGAUAAUCAGCUGAUAAUGAGAUAAGGGAAUACACUGUACUCUGUAGCCUAGUAUUAGUAUGUUGGUAUGUGUUGCUGCAGACAUUUUUAUUAAACAGUAUGUUCUAAAUAGUAUGUAGUGUGAUUAGUAUGUGUGAUUACACAGUAUGCAGGUUUAGUAAGUAGUAGGCAAGACAAAGUUCGGCCACGGCCACUGUCUAUGCUCAAAAUAUGUUCUCUUAAAUUAAGCCCCACCCCCAGUCAAAAUAUAGUGCACCAGCACCAUCACUAGCACUACCAAUCAGUGGUGUGUAUUCAUGGAUGCCAAGGGCAGCCAGGCUUCCCCAAAAAUGUGACAAAACUAAAACAACAAAAAUUGAACAAUUUCUCUUUCAUCUUUCUGUGUUUUCAUAAUUUUCUUUAAAUAAGCAAGUGGCUGUAUUUAUCGCACCGAAAAAAAACAUCAGAGAUAGGGAAAAAGCGCCCCUCUGUCUCAGUAUCUUUAGCCCAUGUAUCUGAUGCUGUCUGGACAAAAAGAGUAUGACAUCUUGCUGCCAUAGCAUUUGAUUGAUUGAUGCCAGCGAGCAUUUGGCCUCUGUUGAUAGAAAUAUAUAUAAAAUAAUUAGCCAAUCAGCGUUGAGCUCAGCUCAACUGUGGGUGGACCUGUUGCAGCAAAACGCCCCCCAAGGGAGGCCAGUUUGGUUUGGCAUCAUACCAAUCAAAUCACAUCAAAAGCAAAACGUCCUUGUCAGAAUUGUUUUAAUGUUUCUAGUCUUUUUGUGAUGUGUUGUUGUCCUCCUGCAGUAGCUAGCUAGCUAAAUCUGCCCUUCCUAAGCCAUGUAUGGAGAUGGGGAUUUGGACUUGGUGUUACUUAAUUCUCUGUACAGGCCAAUGAUUAUAACGGUGAUUCUGAUCUAACCAUAAAUUCAUAUAUUGUGCCACUGUACUGAUUGAAGUUCAAUAUUUAGCCUAGAUGUAGUAGGCUCAAAUUAACUAGCUAGCUAGCUAGCUAACUUAGCUGGUUCAUUGUUGCCCAUGUGAGGAAGUUAGACUAGCAAGCAUUUUAGCUAGCUAGCGUAGUCUAGAACAUUGCUGUGCGGUAGCAGAGAGAACACUCCUGGAUGGCAGGGAGCUCGGCCCCAGUGAUGUACUGGGCCGUAGGCACUACCCUCUCUAGUGCCUUGCGGACGGAUGCCAAGCAGUUGCCAUACCAAGCAGUGAUGCAGCCAGUCAAGAUGCUCUCAAUGGUGCAGCUGUAGAACCUUUUGAGGAUCUGAGGGCCCAUGUCAAAUAUUUUCCGCCUCCUGAGGGGGAAGAGGUAUUGUCGUGCCCCCUUCACGACUGUGUUGGUGUGUUUGGACCAUGAUAGAUCCUUAGUGAUGUCGACACAGAGGAACUUGAAGCUCUAGAUGUAGCCUAGAUGUAGUAGGCUCACGUUAACUAGCUAGCUAACUUAGCUGGUUCAUCGUUGCCCAUGCGAGGAAGUUAGGCUAGCAAGCAUUUUAGCCAGCAAGUCUAGGACAUCAAAAACUACAAGCAUGUACUACUGUAUGACAGUCAUAGACCGUUUUGCCAACAUGAAAGCGAGAUGGAUGCCAUUGGCGUUCAUCUAGUCUACAAGUGGGGUGAGUCAACAACAUGUUUUUUCUAAUUGUACCAUGGAGAGCCACAUGAUAUUUAGCAACGUCGACUACACUCAAUUGUUUUUGGUAUCUCUUAAGUUUGUUUUCACUGUAUUAGACUAAGCAUAUACUGUUUAUGUUGAAAUGGUACUGACUUGCUGUGGUUCUAAAUCAAUAAUUGUUUACUAAACUGUCAGAAACAUUAACAUGCUUGAGUAUGUUGUAAACAACAGGUGAAAAUGUUUGUUACAUACAAUAUUUGCUUUGUGGACUUCACUGGAUGUUGCUCUCCUGUUUUGUGAUGAAUCAAAAGGAACACCUAUGUGAGAAUGCUGUUCAUUGACUACAGCUCAGCGUUCAACACCAUAGUGCCCUCAAAGCUCAUCACUAAGGUAAGGACCCUGGGACUAAACACCUUCCUCUGCAACUGGAUCCUGGACUUCCUGACAGGCCGCCCCCAGGUGGUAGGCAACAACACAUAUGCCACGCUGAUCCUCAACACGGGGACCCCUCAGGGGUGCGUGCUUAGUGUCCUCCUGUAUUCCCUGUUCAUCCAUGACUGCGUGGCCAAGCACGACUCCAAUAGCAUCAUUAAGUUUGCCGACGACACAACGGUGGUAGGCCUGAUCACCGACAACGAUGAGACAGCCUAUAGGGAGGAAGUCAGAGACCUGGCAGUGUGGUGCCAGGACAACAACCUCAACGUGAGCAAGACAAAGGAGAUGAUUGUGGACUACAGGAAAAGGAAGACAGAGCACGCCCCCAUUCUCAUCGACGGGGCUGUAGUGGAGCAGGUUGAGAGCUUCAAGUUCCUUGGUGUCCACAUCACCAACAAACUAUCAUGGUCCAAACACUCCAGGACAGUCAUGAAGAGGGCAUGACAACGCCUUUUCCCCCUCAGGAGACUGAAAAGAUUUGGCAUGGGUCCUCAGAUCCUCAAAGAGUUAUACAGCUGCACCAUCAAGGAGAAUCCUGACUGGUUGCAUCACCACCUGGUAUAGCAACUGCUUGGCCUCCGACCGCAAGGCGCUACAGAGGGUAGUGUGUACGGCCCAGUACAUCACUUGGGCCAAGCUUCCUGCCAUCCAGGACCUCUAUACCAGGCAGUGUCAGAGGAAGGCCCUAAAAAUUGCCUAAGACUCCAACCACCCUAGUCAUAGACUGUUCUUUGCUACCACACGGCAAGUGGUACCGGAGUGCCAAGCCUAUGUCCAAAAGGCUUCUUAACAGGUUCUACCCCCAAGCCAUAAGACUGCUGAACAGCUAAUCAAAUGGCUAACCGGACUAUUUGCAUUAACCCCCUCCCCCCCAUCCCCCCUUUUUUUACGCUGCUACUACUUGCUGUUCAUUAUCUAUGCAUAGUCACUUUACCCCUACCUAUAUAUACAUAUUACCUCAAUUACCUCGACUAACCUGUACCGCUGUACAUUGACUCGGUACCGAUACCUCCUGUAUGUAGCCUCGUUAUUGUUAUUCUAUUGUUACUCUUUUUUUAAAAACUUUAGUUAAUGUAGUAAAUAUUUUCUUAACUCUAAUUUUUCGUAAAACUGCAUUGUUGGUUAAGGGCUUAUAAGUAAGCAUUUCAUGAUAAGGUCUACACAUUUUACAUUUACAUUUUAGUCAUUUAGCAGAUGCUCUUAUCCAGAGCGACUUACAGUUAGUGAGUGCAUACAUUUUUUCAUACUGGCCCCCCUGUGGGAAUCGAACCCACAACCCUGCCGUUGAAGCGCCAUGCUCUACCAACUGAGCUACACGGGGCCACAAGUGUAGCUCAGUUGGUAGAGCAUGGCGCUUGCAACACCAGGGUUGUGGGUUUGAUUCCCACGGGGGGCCAGUAUGAAAAAAUUUAUGCACUCACUAACUGUAAGUCGCUCUGGAUAAGAGUGUCUACUAAAAUGUAAAUAUAAAUGUAAAAAGGUUUUUCUACAUCUGUUGUAUUUGGCACGUGACAAAUACGAUUUGAUUUGAUUUGAAUCAAAUAUAUCUGUGGUUGAAUUUAUUCCGCCACUGUGUGACUGUUGUGUUUUUGUUGUCUCGGCCUUAUUGUAUAUCACGGUGGUGUAUGAACGAAUGGGUUAUAGAGCAAACAACGCAAUUAUCACAACAUACACUGAGUGUACAAAACAUUAAGAACACCUUCCUAAUAUUGAGUUGCACCCCCCUCGUUUGCCCUCAGAACAGCCUCAAUUCGUCAGGGCAUGGACUCUACAAGGUGUCGAAAGCUUUACACAUGGAUGCUGGCCCAUGUUGACUCCAAUGCUUCCUUCCCAAAGUUGUGUUAAGUUGGCUGGAUAUCCUUUGUGUGGUGGACCAUUCUUGAUAUAGACAGGAAACUGUUGAGCAUUAAAAACCCAGCAGUGUUGCAGUUCUUGACACAAACCGGUGCGCCUGGCACCUACUACCAUCCCCCUUUCAAAGGCAUUUAAAUAUUUUGUCUUGCCCAUUCACCCUCUGAAUGGCACACAUACACAAUCCAUCUUUAACCUGUCUCCUACCCUUCAUCUACACUGAUUAAAGUGGAUUUAACAAGUGACAUCAAUAAGGGAUCAUAGCUUUCACCUCAUCAGUCUAUGUCAUGGAAAGAGCAGGUGUUCUUAAUGUUUUGUACACUCAGUGUAGGUUGUAAUAUGGCUUUUUUCCUGGCUUGGCUUCAAUAGUGAUUUUACCCACGCACCGCUACUGCCACAAAUGCCCACUCAAAUGCAACAGAAUAAUUUACAUAAAUAUCACUUUCAGAAAGAUUAUGAAUAGUCACAUUAUUUAUGAACUAGGGCUGUUAGUUAGUUAAUGAGUUAACUUUUUGUAAUUUUAGUGCAUUCAUUUUUUCGUAAUUAAUCACAUUGCCUGAAAGCUUUCAAAAUACACAGAAAAUAUCCAAAAUACAUAAUUAAGUGUGCUUUAUCAAUCUACCUGAUUUUGCUAGCUGUUACUUUGGACAAAAUCAAGAUGUCAAUAUUCUUGUAAUGUUUUUUGGAUAAAGAAAUCUUAAAUUACAGCUCAAUUUGAGCAAAUUCUAAAUUUGCAAUUAAUCGUGAUUAAUCACAGCAAAUCCUGUGAUUAACUCAAUAAUGUUUUUUAUCAUUUGACAGCCCUAGUAUGAACAUGAUUUCACAAAUAAGUAUGAUACACUUAGUAGCACUGACCAAAUAGAUAGAAAGGAGCUGCAAGUCCUUACUCUGCACUCUCCACUAAUGCAACUAUACAGUAUAUGAAUGGUAUAAAGCCUCAGACACACCAAGGAUAGUGUACCGUACUUAGCAGCUCUGCCGAAAGUGUUAAAAAUACUCCAGACCACAAGUUGGCAGUAGCUUUCUUAAGCUAUUUUUUGGCUUGUGCCUGCUGUAGCUUGCUAAUGUUAGGUAACUAGCAAGCUACGCUAAUGUCAAAGAUAUUUAUAACUAACCCAAGAUAGACCACAGCCUGUCAUUUCCAAUGGGAACAAAUUAGUCAUAGUGGGCAGAACAAGCAAGGAGGGGGGGCAGAGCCAACCACGAGCUAGCGAGAGCCUAUUGGCGCGUUCUAGCAUGUAUUUGCAUAUUUCUGUUAGGGAAUGCCUACGGGAACUGCGUGUGUGCAAUAACUCAAUUUGCCCUUGCACUCCUUCUAAACAACACCAUUUUUGGAAACUUUAGCAAAGGGUAAAGUCUACAAAACUUAGUUCACUUUGUUCGUAACAGAUUCUUGUUUUGGGGACAUAAAACUAUAUUGAGAUCAAAUGUUUUUUUUUGCAGAAUGUCGGCCAAACUCCAUCUUGUUCCAUCUUCUCCCAUUGCCGGGCACUGGGCUUCCUCUCACCACCAUAUUUGGUAGUGAGUGGAAACGGCAAGCAGAUGCUUCACCUGGUGAAAUAUCUGUCUCAUUGUUCUAUCUGUGCUAAUGUUGUUGCUAGUCAGAUGGCCACAACUAGAUAACUAGAGUAGCUAGCAACAUUAUAAUUCAAUCACAAUGGAUUCAUUGUUUCAUUAAGCAGCUGCCUGUUAGCUGCUGAGAGUCAGUGGAGUAGCUAGCUAGCAAGCUAUGUUGUGCUAACUGGCAAAUGUUGGUGCUAACUGUUUAGCAAACGUUAGCUAGCAAGCGAACUGGCACUGGCAUUAUGGAAUAAUGGAGAAUUAAUAAAAUUAUUUAUUCAUCAUCUUGCUUGAUAGCUAGCUUGGUAAAGCAUUUAGUAUUGUGUGCAUUGUGCUGCACGUACCCCCCCAUUCAUUCCAUAUGAAGUGUGUGUGACUGCCUGGCUCAGUUAGCAAGCUAACGUUAGCUAGCUAGCUAGCUAAUGAGCAAGUGCACAUUAUCAAACCUAACGAAAAAAUCUUUCAAGCAUAAAACUCCCUAGCUAGAUGUAAAAUAUGUAAAGACUUGCUCUAGAAAAAAAAAAGUAUUAUGCAGCCUUAUUGUUUUAGUUAGAACAAUUCUAAUGAAAAGGGUGUGGAUUACACUGGGAAAAGUGCCCUAUCUUUUUCCUUUUUCUUGUCUCUUCUGUUGGCUGUAUGCUUUCUGAUUGUCUCAAAGCCAAGUUGUCAGCCACUGACGAGCAGGGCGAUUCUACAAGUAGAAACGGCAGGUUCUUCGGUACCAGGUCGGUACGUAGCAGGUACGUAUUUUGUUCUUGCAAGAGAAAGAACGGCUUCCUAUUGUGCUAAGUACCUAUCGGCCGUCAGUUUUCUCGGUGUGUCUGACCUCUAACAAUUAAUGGCACGCUGCUCGUCAAGAUGAAUGGCAACCUUAAUUCUUCCUAAAGUCCUUGUGUUGCAACGCAAUGGAAGUACCUAUAGGAUCUGCUGCAUACAGUGAGGGAAAAAAGUAUUUGAUCCCCUGCUGAUUUUGUACGUUUGACCACUGACAAAGACAUGAUCAGUCUAUAAUUUUAAUAGUAGGUUUAUUUGAACAGUGAGAGACAGAAUAACAACAAAUAAAUCCAGAAAAACGCAUGUCAAAAAUGUUAUAAAUUGAUUUGCAUUUUAAUGAGGGAAAUAAGUAUUUGACCCCUCUGCAAAACAUGACUUAGUACUUGGUGGCAAAACCCUUGUUGGCAAUCACAGAGGUCAGACGUUUCUUGUAGUUGACCACCAGGUUUGCACACAUCUCAGGAGGGAUUUUGUCCCACUCCUCUUUGCAGAUCUUCUCCAAGUCAUUAAGGUUUCGAGGCUGACGUUUGGCAACUCAAACCUUCAGCUCCCUCCACAGAUUUUCAAUGGGAUUAAGGUCUGGAGACUGGCUAGGCCACUCCAGGACCUUAAUGUGCUUCUUCUUGAGCCACUCCUUUGUUGCCUUGGCCGUGUGUUUUGGGUCAUUGUCAUGCUGGAAUACCCAUCCACAACCCAUUUUGAAUGCCCUGGCUGAGGGAAGGAGGUUCUCACCCAAGAUUUGAUGGUACAUCGUCCCUUUGAUGCGGUGAAGUUGUCCUGUCCCCUUAGCAGAAAAACACCCCCAAAGCAUAAUGUUUCCACCUCCAUGUUUGACGGUGGGGAUGGUGUUCUUGGGGUCAUAGGCAGCAUUCCUCCUCCUCCAAACACGGCGAGUUGAGUUGAUGCCAAAGAGCUCGAUUUUGGUCUCAUCUGACCACAACACUUUCACCCAGUUCUCCUCUGAAUCAUUCAGAUGUUCAUUGGAAAACUUCAGACGGGCCUGUAUAUGUGCUUUCUUGAGCAGGGGGACCUUGCGGGCGCUGCAGGAUUUCAGUCCUUCACAGCGUAGUGUGUUACCAAAUGUUUUCUUGGUGACUAUGGUCCCAGCUGCCUUGAGAUCAUUGACAAGAUCCUCCCGUGUAGUUCUGGGAUGAUUCCUCACCGUUUUCAUGAUCAUUGCAACUCCACGAGGUGAGAUCUUGCAUGGAGCCCCAGGCUGAGGGAGAUUGACAGUUAUUUUGUGUUUCUUCCAUUUGCGAAUAAUCUCACCAACUGUUGUCACCUUCUCACCAAGCUGCUUGGCGAUGGUCUUGUAGCCCAUUCCAGCCUUCUGUAGGUCUACAAUCUUGUCCCUAACAUCCUUGGAGAGCUCUUUGGUCUUGGCCAUGGUGGAGAGUUUGGAAUCUGAUUGAUUGAUUGCUUCUGUGGACAGGUGUCUUUUAUACAGGUAAGAAGCUGAGAUUAGGAGCACUCCCUUUAAGAGUGUGCUCCUAAUCUCAGUUUGUUACCUGUAUAAAAGACACCUGGGAGCCAGAAAUCUUUCUGAUUGAGAGGGGGUCAAAUACUUAUUUCCCUCAUUAAAAUGCAAAUCAAUUUAUAACAUUUUUGACAUGCGUUUUUCUGGAUUUUUUUGUUGUUAUUCUGUCUCUCACUGUUCAAAUAAACCUACCAUUAAAAUGAUAGACUGAUUUCUUUGUCAGUGGGCAAACGUACAAAAUCAGCAGGGGAUCAAAUACUUUUUUCCCUCACUGUACCUUUCAGAGAUGGCGUUUUGGUUGGUGUUGGGGCUCCUUGGGGCUAGAGAUAAGGGGUUGUGAGUGGACUGGACAGGAUAGGGACGUUCGAGGCCAAGGGGGAUGGGGGGUUAAACCCUAAACCUGGAGCUUUGCCUGGGGCUCAGGCCUAAUGCCUGUCAGGGUGUACAUUUCCCCUGAGUUCCGGAAAAUUGGGGAGAUUAAUGUAGGCGGAAGGACAGUGCAUUAAUUGUGUUUCCAGAUGUACGGGUGGCGUUGCCACUUUAGUUUUUCUUUCUGCCUCCAGUUUUACGAGUCAUGUAAAAUCGAACCUGUGUGGGACUGCUAAGGGGUCCAUCAUCAGCAAUUUGGGACACCUUGUUAUCCAUUGAUCAGUGAGGGCAAAUGAUAUGUCCUGAACAAGUCUAUUUGUCAGUUCUAAUAUUAUUAAGAUUUGUAUUCAAUUCUGCAAUAAUAGAUAACUUUGCUUGAAGUUUGGAAAACAGUUGUCUUUAAGGCUUUUAUUUGUUUUUUAAACAGUUUAGACAGAUUCAUUUUCAUAAAGAUUAUAGUUAAAAUAGGAGGGAUAUAAUGUUUUCAGAUUUUAAGAAACGAUUAAAGUUACAAUAUGUAACUUUUUGGGUGACCCGACCAAAUUCACAUAGAAAUGUGAGGUAUACAUCUGUCAUGCGGUAGAUCUGUUCUAAGUGCGCUAUUUCUAUGCUUCCCGUACAUAAGUUUAGUUUUUGCGUAUUUUACUUUCGGUUUUGUACACCAGCUUCAAACAACUGAAUAUACAAGGUUUUUGGGUAUUGAAAAGAUAUUUCACAGCUGUUUCGAUUGUACAAUGAUUCUCUACGCUACGCAUUGCUUGUUUUGUCACAUAAACUGAAAUUAGGCUAACUAUUAGAAUUUUAGGAAAUGGCAGAGCGAUUUCCGCAUAUUGCACCUUUUUAAAGUACUAUAAUAAGUAAAAAAUUAAAAAUAAAGUUAUCCUUCAAUGCUGUCUAUGUAACAUUUUGGUUAUUUAGCAGACGUUCUUAUCCAGAGCGACUUACAGUCAGUGCAUUCUAAUGGCUCUCUUUCUGUCUGUGUGUGUGCUGUCUUUCUCCCCCAGAGGCCAGGCUGUGAGGAGGUGUGUGCAGUUAUCCCAGCCCUGGAGCUGAUGCUAGGCCAGUGGAAGGAGGAGAUGGCCGUGAUGGUGGAGCUCAGCCAGUUGUCCAAGGAGCACAGUGACCCGCACUCCGCCAGUGUUGUGAAGAGCCGCUUUCUGGGGCCGCUGGUGCCCCGCGUCAAACUGUUGGGAGACCUCCUGACCAACGCACGUAGGGUGGGCUGCACCAGUGACCGCUCGGGGGGCUUCGGGGAGUACCUCAUCGACCAGCUGCAGGAGGAGUUGACCAACGUCUCCAGUGGAUAA
Messenger RNA from Coregonus sp. 'balchen', 12812 nucleotides. Lineage: Eukaryota; Metazoa; Chordata; Actinopteri; Salmoniformes; Salmonidae. The record is from the annotation of a GenBank genome assembly.